Salvia splendens (bonfire salvia) is the source of this 837-nucleotide messenger RNA. Its product is annotated as cysteine proteinase inhibitor 1. The record is from RefSeq and is a predicted model, not a curated record. The transcript is spliced from 2 exons. The coding region runs from base 126 to 635 and encodes 169 amino acids. Lineage: Eukaryota; Viridiplantae; Streptophyta; Magnoliopsida; Lamiales; Lamiaceae. Gene Ontology annotation, molecular function: cysteine-type endopeptidase inhibitor activity.
AUGAAUAGUACACUUUUGCAUGAAACCCUAGCCCCAAACUUCCAUAUAUAUUAAACAGUUAAUGACAAAAUCAACACACAUAAACACAUACACACUUCUAAUUAAAUUACCUAUCAUCAAUUCCAAUGGCAUCAUCCAUGACCAUGACCACCUCGUUCUUUGGUGGCGCCCUCGCCACGAAGCCGGCCACGGUCACCACCUGUCGCAGCCAGCUGGCGGUGAGGGCCUCGAUGGACUGGGAGAAGGCGGUGGCGGUGGCGGCCGAGACAACCAACACGAGGCGGGGCCUCGUGUUGGCAGGGAUGGCCGCGGCAGCAGCGUCGUCAGUAGCAAAAGCCGCGACGGCUGCCGAACUGAUUCCCGGCGGGUAUACGCCGGUGAAGGAUCCAAGUGCACGGGAGUAUUUUAUACUGGCGACAUUCGCGGUGUCGGAACAAAACAAACGGAUUAAUGAGGCCUUGACUUUGGAGUCUGUGUUAAAGGUUGAGACGCAGGUGGUGGCUGGUGUGAAUUACAAGCUGGUGCUCACCGCGAGGGAUGAACGCCGCGUAACCAACAAAUACGAGGCCAUUGUUUAUUCCCAGGCUGCGCCAACAUCCCUACAGCUCACUUCCUUCAACACACUUCUUCAAUAGAAGGUGCCGGCGGAAUCCUAAAAGCAACAGAAUGCUCAUGUAUUAUCAGUUACUAUUAAAGUGUGUCAAAAAACUAAUCUCCACCGUUUAGUACUUUUCCUAGCCUCUACGUAAGGCCUUUUAUUUGUAAUUUAAUUUGGAGAUACUUUUUUCAUCAAUAAAAGAUAUGCCUCGAGUUAGCACUCGAGAGCACCUUCGUUUC